CCAUGGGUAGUCCAUAUUAUCGAGAUAUGGAUGAGCCGAUCAGUCCUGCUGGUGGUCACCAUCGCAGCAGAAGCGCAACCAGAGCUCCAACGCAUUCGUUAGAGUAUCCUCGAACACGCUACCAAUCACUAGACCGUGGUUUGGUAGACCCACAUGAUCGGGAGUUCAUUCCUAUAAGAGAGCCUAGAGAUCGAUCUCGUGACAGAUCGUUGGAAAGGGGUCUCUAUCUAGAAGAAGAACUUUAUGGAAGGCCUCCGAGGCAAGGUAGAAAUCACCAAAGGCGGGGUAACAAAAACCCAAUACCAGAACGAGGAUACUUAGGAGAUUUGCAGGUUCAAAAUGGGGAACUACAACGCGAACUAGGAAAUCUAAAAAAAGAACUAGAACUAACGAACCAAAAACUUGGCAGCUCGAUGCACAGUAUCAAAACCUUUUGGUCUCCUGAGUUGAAAAAAGAACGUGCACUGCGGAAGGAGGAAAGUGCAAAAUACAGUUUAAUUAACGAUCAGCUAAAACUGUUAAAUAGCGAAAACCAGAAACAAGCAAUGUUGGUGCGACAAUUGGAAGAAGAAUUGCGAUUAAGAAUGAGAGCACCAAACAUUGAAAUGCAGCAGCAAAUGGAGGCGCUCUACGCAGAGAACGAACAUCUUCAACGUGAGAUAUCGAUUCUACGAGACACAAUCAAGGAAUUGGAGCUCCGAAUAGAAACCCAAAAACAAACUCUUCAAGCUCGAGACGAAAGCAUAAAGAAGUUGCUAGAAAUGCUGCAAAGUAAAGGAAUGGGUAAGGAGGAAGAAAGACAAAUGUUUCAACAAAUGCAAGCGUUGGCCCAAAAACAGCUCGAUGAUUUUCGUCUGGAAAUUUCUCGGCGUGAUCAGGAAAUUAUGGCCAUGGCGGCAAAAAUGAAAACACUCGAAGAACAACAUCAGGAUUAUCAACGACAUAUAGCUGUUCUUAAGGAAUCUUUGUGUGCCAAAGAGGAGCAUUACAAUAUGUUACAGUCAGAUGUUGAAGAACUUCGGAAUCGUUUGGAAGAUAAAAAUCGCAUGAUUGAAAAAAAAACGCAAGGCACCAUGCAUACUGUUCAAGAAAAAAAUCGUUUACAAACAGAACUUACUGAACUAAAAGAGCACAUGGAUAUUAAGGACCGAAAAAUUAAUGUUCUGCAACGAAAGAUUGAAAAUUUGGAAGAUCUGCUCAAAGAAAAAGAUAACCAAGUCGACAUGGCACGUGCCCGCCUAAGUGCCAUGCAGGCCCACCACUGUAGCUCUGAAGGAGCGCUGACCAGUCUUGAAGAAGCUAUCGGUGAUAAAGAAAAGCAAAUGCAACAGCUGCGAGAUCAGCGGGAUCGGGCUGAAGCAGAGAAGAAAGAAGAACGAGAACUUCACGAGCGAGAGCUAGCAGAGUUCAAGAUGAAGCUUCAUACACUGGACAGCGAGGUUGAAAAACUUACCACGCGCCUUCAUCGAGCGCUAGCCGAAAAGGACCGUCUGGAGACAAAACUGGAGAGCUCCCAAAGUGAGCUUGGCAAAUCGAAGGCAGAACUAGAUAAGGCAGCAACGGAUGUUGGCCGCAGUGGAGCAGAUUGGGAGCAUGCAAAACAGCGAAUAUCCCGUCUGGAACUAGAAAACGAAAGACUGCGAAAUGAACUCGAACGAUCACAGGUACAAAAGUAUAUCAAUCUGGAAACAACAUUUGGUAGAUCUACUCUUAGUACAUCACAAGAGCUUGAUCGUGCUCAAGAACGCGCCGACAAAACGACUAACGAACUACGCCGUACGCAAGCCGAGUUACGAGUCACGCAAACUGAUGCGGAACGAUCAAGGGCUGAAGCGGCCGCGUUACAAGAGAAAUUAGAGAAGAGCCAAGGUGAAGUGUAUAGGCUCAAAGCUAAACUUGAAAACGCACAAGGUGAACAAGAAAGUUUAAAACAGGAAAUGGAGAGAGGACAGGCGGGCAUACAACGAAUUGUUAGUGAAAGAGAUAAGGCGUACGCUGAGCUGGAAAAAAUUCGCGAAGAAAUGGAGCGCACGCAAGCUACUCUUGGAAAAUCCCAACUUACCCAAGAAAAGCUACAAAAUUCGCUGGACAAAGCACAAAACGAAGUAGAUCAUCUCCAAGAGAAGCUGGAUAAGAGUGGCGGAGAGAUUCGCAGGCUACAAUUGGAGAAAGAGAAAAUAAACUAUGAGUUUGAAAAUAUUCAAUCUCAGUUGGACAAAUCUUUGGGCCAGUCGUCGCGAAUUCAGAAAGAAAAAGAAACGGCACAAAUGGACCUCGAUCGACACCGAGAUAAGUUGGACAAACUCCAAGCUUCACACGCUCGCCUUCUGAAAGAAAGAGACGCUUUGUGUACCGAGCUUGAGAAGCUGAAGGAAAAAUCCGAAUCAACCCAAAGCAACGCGCUCAAAUACCAGCGUGAACGCGACGCUAUUCAGACCGAGCUUGAAGUUGUUAAAGAACGAUGGGAGAAAGCGCAUCAAAUUCAUCAGAAGCUGCAAAUGGAGAGAGAUGAUGCCAUUACCGAAAUCGAUAUUUUGAAAGAAAAGCUCGACAAGGCUCUUUACGCCAGCCAAAAAGUGAUCGACGAAAAGGAAACUUCCACGAAGGAGUUCGAAAAAAUGCUCGAGAAGUACGACCGUGCACAGAACGAAAUCUAUAGACUGCAGUCUCGUGUCGAUACUGCCGAAGCCGAUCGAAACCGGCUAGAGAUUGAAAAUGAACGAUCAGCACUAGCUGCAACCAAAGCUAGAGAAGAUUUGCGCAAACUACAAGAGGAAACCUCGCGCCUACAGGAGGCCUGUGAUCGGGCGGCGAUGCAACUCGGACGUUCGAAGGAACUGGAAGAUAAGGCCAAGGAAGACGUGGAUAUGAUACGCGAGCGUUUGGACAAAUGCCAGACCGAUUUGCGACGAGCGCAAUCGGAAAAGGAAAACAUGCAGACUGAAAACGAGCGACUCACUUAUGAGAUUGACCGUUCCCACAACCUGUACACUAAGCAAACAGCUUCCUUAGACUCAGCACAAGAGGAAAUCGCUCGUUAUGGUUUGGAGAUUGAGAAGAUGCGUGAACGCUAUGAAAAAACAGCAGCUGAGCUACGACGGCUGCAAGAAAACGAGUCGUUCUCGCGGGAGGCUCGCCGUAUGAAGGAUGAAAAUGAUCGGUUGCGUGAAAAGUACGACAAAGUCAUUGUAGAGUUGGAGAACUUCCGCGGUAAAUCACAAUAUGAACAAGAAACGUUCGAUAAAAUGAAAGAGAAGUUCGAGUCACGAGAGAACGAGUUCCAGACUAUGGAACUUAAAUUGCAUGAGACAAGCUUACAACUCGACCUUGCGCGAUCAGAGGUGUCGAAAAUGGUCGCUAAUCAGGACAAACAACGAUCCGACGCGGAGAGAGCACACAUCGAGUACGAAAAAAUACGAGACAAGCACGAAAAGCUCAUCAAGGAAGUAGAGCGCCUACGGCAAAAUCCACAAUCGGCCAUAAGUCCAGGAGCGUUGGCAGCUCCAGCGUUGGCCAGCGGUAGCUUAAACGACAAAAAUGAAAUUGAUCGACUACGCGAACGUCUCGAAAAAGCUUUACAAAACCGGGAUGCUACCGAACUCGAGGCGGGUCGACUAGCAAAAGAACUGGAAAAAGCACAGAUUCAUCUCACCAAACAGCAGGAAGUGUACGAGGCGACUCGUAUCGAGUUCGAACGUAUGUCCGCUGAACUAACGCGAGUUCUAGAAAGACUGGAGAAAUCGGAAGCAGAAAAAGAGACCCUGCGUCAAUCGACAAAGAUAUACGAAAAACACCAUCAACAACAUGCCAGCAAUCAUCACGUGGAACACAAUCUACUUAAGCUGGAAGCGGACAACAAGCAACUAAUGGCCGAAAGAGAUCAACUAGUGAUGCAACUUGAAAAAAGUCAGGAUAUGCUAAUGAGCUUCCAGCAGGAACUGAAUGCCGCAGAAUUGGAACUUCAGCGACAGUGCGAAGAGAACAGACGACUAAAAACAUCUCCUCAACAGCCCGGCACAGCUCAAGUUUCCGCUCAAAAUCAUGCCAAUGUGCAAGAACUACAAAAUUAUAAGAAGGAAAUUACCAAAUUAAAACAAAUGCUCCAAGAAACCAAUGCCCGAGGCGAUAAUGAACUAGAGCAAUGGCGCAAAGUUGUAGAGCAGGAGAAAAACCGAGCCGAUCAAGCUGAAAAGGCAGCAAUUGAACUACAAAAACGAAUGCAGCUCAUGGAGCAGCAACUCAAGCAACAGCUCCUACAAAUGACCAAUAUGCAAAAGCAGAUGCAACAGCAAUCAACACAAUAUCAACAACAGCAAUCUCCUGUUAAAACGAAGGAAUUAGAGACCCUUCAGGAGGAGCUGAAAACCGCAGUAUCUCAGCGUGAUCAAUUUCAAAACCAACUGGAGUUAUUGGUCCAGGAACUGGAAAAAAGCCAAACCGAAGCACAGGAUGCCACCAAAAAGGCACAGCAACAACAGCAACAAAUGGCUCAACUGCAGCAACAGAUUCAACAGCUACAACAACAAUUACAACAAGCAACGCAGGCAGCUAGCACGGCACACAAAACUGCUCAGAACCCAAGUGUAACUGAAGCAGAGCGCAAGCAACUCGAAGCUCAGAUGAAACAGAUCGAGGAUGCUACUCGACUACUUGAUAGUGAACGUAAAACGUUCGAAGAUCAGCGCAAAGUAAUCGAAACCAAGCGCAAAGAGCUGGAGGACAAAGAGAAAAACCUCAUUGAAUUUGAUAAACAACUUAAGAAACGUAAAGAGCAAAUGGACCAACUUGAAAAAUCUCUGCAAAAGGCUGGUGGUACCACUGCUGCUGCAGGAGAAUUAAACAAACAGUUAACAGAAACCCAACAGAUGUUAGAAAAGGCAUCGACGGAUCUGGCAGAAGCCCGUGAAGACGCACAACGUUCUGCGGCAGAAACCGAACGCUUGCUACAAUUGGUGCAAAUGACGCAAGAGGAACAAAACCAAAAAGAAAAAACCAUAAUGGAUUUGCAGCAAGCCUUAAAAAAUGCUCAAGCUAAACUUAAAACCGCACAAGCACAGCCACAGGACGCAGGACCUGCAGGAUUCCUCAAGAGCUUUUUCUAA
Anopheles bellator is the source of this 5102-nucleotide messenger RNA. RefSeq names its product ELKS/Rab6-interacting/CAST family member 1 (gene brp). The transcript is spliced from 19 exons. Bases 3 to 5102 code for a protein of 1699 amino acids. The record is from RefSeq and is a predicted model, not a curated record. Gene Ontology annotation, molecular function: structural constituent of presynaptic active zone. Gene Ontology annotation, biological process: maintenance of presynaptic active zone structure; neuromuscular synaptic transmission; regulation of synaptic plasticity. Gene Ontology annotation, cellular component: cytoskeleton of presynaptic active zone. Lineage: Eukaryota; Metazoa; Arthropoda; Insecta; Diptera; Culicidae.